This is a messenger RNA of Chiloscyllium plagiosum (whitespotted bambooshark), 4605 nucleotides long. RefSeq names its product presenilin-associated rhomboid-like protein, mitochondrial. Gene Ontology annotation, cellular component: membrane. Gene Ontology annotation, molecular function: serine-type endopeptidase activity. NCBI's taxonomy places the organism in Eukaryota, Metazoa, Chordata, Chondrichthyes, Orectolobiformes, Hemiscylliidae. The record is from RefSeq and is a predicted model, not a curated record.
CCCUCUCUUAUCUGCCUCUAACUCCGAAUCCCCCUUCUUUUAACCCUAUCCCUGAACACCUGGAACUUACCCAAACCUUCAGAUCCACAGAGCAUUCGGCCCCUAACAAUUUUCUGUGCAUCCCUCUCUUAUAGAAUCAUAGAAUACUGACAGCAUUGGCUUGUUGAGUCAAUGAGUGUGUCAGCACAUGCAAUUUAGCUGCCCCCAGUCCCUCCCUCCCUCCCCCCCAUCUUUUUCCUCUUUGUAUGCUAAUUAAAUAUAAUUCAGAAAACCACACUGAAUCUGCCUCUACUACAUUUAGGCAGAGCAUUCCAACUCCUAACCACUCACUGUAUAAAAUGUUCAUUCUCAUCCUGUCUUUGGUUCUUUUUGCAUCCAUCCUAAGGUGGUUCCCUGUGGUUUUCCUCCCUUCCAUCACUUUUUUCUGUAUUCUUCACAGUUUUGAAUAUCUCGAUCAAACCUUCUCAGAACCUUUUCUUUAUCGAGGAAAUAUGAUUUACCAAUCUCUUCCUAUAACUGAACGGGCUGGAAACCCUCCUCAGUUCUCUAGAAAGUCACCACUUCCUUCCCAAGUAUCAGAUCUUGAAUUGGACGUGCCACUCCAUUGAGGUCACUGUAAGUUUCAUACAGGAUCACCAUAACUUUGUUAAUUUUGUACCCUAUGCCUCUGUAAAGCCCAGAAUCCUGUAUCCUUUUUUUUAAUAACCACUUUCUCAAACUGCUCUGGCCAUGUCCAGUCAUGUGUGCUCAUACACAUCCAGGUCCCUCUGCUCCACCACUCCCUUUCCAAUUUUUUCUCUCAUUUAUAUUGCCUUUCCUCACAUGUCCUACCAAUUAUAUUUUCCAUAUGUCUGCCCAACCCACUAGUCUGUCCCUGUUCCCCUGAAGUCUCUCACUAUCACCUUCACAGUUGACUACUUCCAAGUUUUAUGUCAUCUUCAUAUUUUAGAAUUACAUGUUCUGCCCCCAAGUCUACUUCUUUAAUGUGGGUAGGGAAAAAAAACUAGUCUUAAUACCAGCUCCUGAGAUAUCUCUACUAAAUGCAAUCCUCCAAUUCAAGAAACAUCUGUUCACCACCUACUUAGCACUAGAAUCUAAGAACCAGGAGCUGGGGUAGACCAAACAGCAUAUUGAGCCUGCUCCACAACCAUAAUAAUUUUGGAUGAUCUUUGGCUCAAACUUCACUUUCCGCCUCACUUUCCAUAACCGUUAAUUUACUAAGACGCCAAAAAUCUGCCUAUCUGAAGUAAAUUUAAUGAUGAAGCAUCCAUAACUCAUUAAGGUAAAGACUUUCCAACUCUUGAAUGAAGAAUUUCUUGUCAUCUUAAUUGUAAAUGAUCAUCCCGUUAUGCUGUGAUUGCAUCCCCAUGUUCUGGAUUCCCCUUAAGGAAACCACCUCUGCAUAUAUUAUAUAUAUAAUAACCCCUUCUGAAUCUUAUAUGUUUCAAUGAGUUCACCUCUCAUUCUUCCAAACUCCAAAGGAAAUGGCCCCAGUGUAACUUAACUUAUCAUCAUAGGAUAAUCUUCUCAUUCCAAGCACCAGUGCUGUGUAUCUUUGCUAUGUUACCCCCAGUGCACAUAUAUCCUUGCUUUAGUAUGGUCAGCAAAACUGCACAGUGUUCCAGGUGUGAUCUGCUCUACUGGUCACAGCUUGUUAAUUUGAAACUGCUGCACUUACCCGUGGUCUUUGCUUCCUGUCCAUUAAUGAAUCCUCUAUCCAUGCUAAUAUAUUAUUCAACUGCCAUGAAGCAUUAUUGAACAAUUUUUUGUGCGGUAGCUCAUCAAAGCACUUUUGGAAAUUCUGCAUCUAAUGCUUCUCUGUUAUCAAUCCUACAAGUUAUAACUUGAAAAAUACAAAUACAUUUGUCAGACCGAGUUUCCUUUUGGUUACUUGAUCUCAUUGUGCUUAUCUAAGACUUCCUAAAAGAUAGAUUCCAGUGCUUUCUUGUUGAAUAAUAUCAUGCUAACUGGCCUGUACUUGGUGCUUUUUCACUCCAUUCUUUUUUGAAUCAAAAUGUUUGCUGAUACAAAUGAUCCGUCAAUAAUUGCCAACUGUGCAUGUUCUCUUAUCCUUUUCAUUCUGUGUACGCUCAUAUGCAUGUGCAGUAAAAAAAAGCCAAUUUUUUCAACAAGAAAACUACUUAACACCUUUUUAAAUUAUUUAUUUGAAUGUUUGAGAGUUUGCUGGCUUUCAGUUGCUUGUUUUGUAAGUGUUUGACAUGUAUCACUUUUACUGCGCAUGCUCUUCUGUGUCAGCAGGUCCAGCCUUCUUGAAUGUGGUGUUGGAUUUGCUGGUUCCUAACCUGCUGAAGUCAUUCCAGAUUCUGGGAACUUUUUGAUAACUGUAGUGGAAUAUUUACUAUCUCUGCAGUUAUCCUUUUCAGAAGCCUCCAUGUAGGUUGGCAGGCCCUGGGGAUUCAUAAGCUUUGAAUCCCAUCAGUUGCUUCAAAACAUUUUUCUCUGCUGAUGUGAAUUACCUCAGUUUCCUGAACUUUUUUUUUUGGUCCUUAGUUUAGCCACCUUUUCUGGUAUGUGUCAUCUGUCUUCCAUUGUGAAGGCUGAUAGAAAAUGUUUUUUUCAAUGUCUGCCAUUUCCUCAUGUCCCAUGAUAUUUCUUUCUGUCACACAUUCUAAGGGACCAACGUUUAGUUUAGUUACAGUAUUCCUUUUAUAUCCACAAAACUGUUUACAAUCUUUUAUAUUCCUGGCUCGUUUGCUUUUUUUGCACGUUUCUAUUCCUUUUUAUCCACUGUUUGGUGGUCCUUUUCUGGUUUCUGAAACACUGCAAAUCCUCAGGUUUAUUAUUCAAUGUUUAAGCCUUGUUUUAAUCUAAUACAACUCUUUAACCAGCUGAGGAAAUCAUAGGUGGAUAGUUUGGCUGUGCCUUUGCUUUUCUUAUGAAUGUAAUUUAUGAACAAUUUUGAAUUGUUUUACUGCCAUACCUUUGAAUCUAUUUACCUGUCACUCCUAGUCCGUUCUCCCUCAUAAGUACGUGAAAACAUUUAUUUGACGUUGUUUGAACUCUUUGCUGUCACUUUUUUUUAAAAAGUGAUAGGCUUCAAUUUUUCUGAGAAGCCUUAUGUGUGACACCUCAUCGAACCCCUCUUCCCCACCCCCUCAUAUUGUCACCACCUCUUGCCCCUACCUACCCCCCACACCACUCCUGCCUGCAUCUCUGCCACCAUGGUAUCUUUUACAUCUCUCUGAGAGGAUGUCCAUUCGCAAGAGGACACCUUGGACACUGCAGCUCUUACUCAGUAUUGCACUGUGGUGCCAGUGUAUGUUUCCAAGUCUCUGCAGUGUGACUUGAGCAGACAGCCUUGUGAAUCAGGUUAAUUUUCUACAAGGAUGCUCGGCGUGGGUUUAGAAAAGCUCCCAAAAAAAAUGAGCCCCGAAACGUGGAACCGGACGAAAAGAUUCUGAAGGACUUGGCCUCGCGUGUGAAUCGGACGAGCAAAAGCAGCCUCACCCCAAUGCUGGAUGAGCCCAUCUUAGCUAAAUCAUCACCACGCUCAUUCAGAAGGCUCGUCAGACCCUUUGUGUUUACUGUAGGGUUUACAGGAUCCUCAUUCGGGGUGGCAGCCAUCUGGCAGUAUGAGUCUCUCAAAUCUAGAGUUCAAAGUUACUUCAAUGAGCUCCGAUUGGAUUGGCUGGAAAAGCAUCACCCUCCCAAAGCUGGUGAUAUCAGGAAGCAGGUGAAUCAGUGGUGGAACAGCCUUACUGAGGGGCAGAGGACUGUCACAGGCAUUAUAGCAGCCAAUGCCCUAGUGUUCUGUUUGUGGCGAGUUCCAUCAAUGCAACGGACCAUGGUGAAAUAUUUCACCUCUAAUCCUGCUUCCACGGCGUUGUGCUUACCCAUGGUACUGUCGACCUUCAGUCACUACUCAUUCUUUCACAUGGCAGCAAACAUGUACGUGCUAUGGAGUUUCUCCUCCAGUAUAGUCCAACUUCUCGGGCAAGAGCAGUUCAUGGCUGUCUACCUAUCAGCAGGUGUUAUCUCCACGUUUGCCAGUUAUAUGUACAAAACUGCAACUGGCCGCUUAGGAGCAUCACUUGGAGCUUCUGGUGCAAUAAUGACUGUCCUUGCUGCGGUCUGCUCCAAAAUGCCUGAAGCAAAACUGGCCAUCAUCCUGCUGCCCAUGUUCACCUUCACAGCCAGCAGCGCUCUGAAAGCAAUUAUAGCCAUGGAUACAACUGGCCUGAUUCUGGGAUGGAGGUUUUUCGACCACGCAGCUCACUUGGGUGGUGCAAUCUUUGGAAUUUGGUAUAUCUUUUAUGGACAUGAACUGAUUUGGAAGAACAGAGAGCCUCUGGUGAAGGUGUGGCAUGACAUGAGGACUAAGGGUCCCGGGAGUGGAGGGCGUGGCCCGUCCUAGUCAAAAAGCUGCAAUUUAGAAAGAAAAGUGAUAUCCUCUAUGCUUUGGGACAAGCACAGGAGAGAGACAAUAACUAAACACUGGGUCCCAGCAGAAGUAGGAGUUUACAGCAGGACCCUGAAUUCAGGCAAAGCAACAAGCUGCAGCAAAUUUUUAACUUCUGAAGGAGUGUAUUUAGACUAUUUACAGGACUGUACAGUGAGAAAUAAACAGGAGCAUUUCGAAGAAAA